Molecule: messenger RNA, 5225 nt
Organism: Ochlerotatus camptorhynchus
Lineage: Eukaryota; Metazoa; Arthropoda; Insecta; Diptera; Culicidae
Gene: rols
Product: rolling pebbles
Exons: 9
Coding region: 62-4627 (1521 amino acids)
Molecular function (GO): protein binding
Source: RefSeq, a predicted model, not a curated record
GGCAGCGAUUCGUAAGAUUUUGGAAAACGAAACCGGUGGCGCACUAUGUCCGAGCUGUCAGAUGCCCUUCGAUAAGGGCAAAAAGAGGAAGCUGAUAGACACCUGCGGUCACGAGCGGUGCUACUCAUGCAUGUUUCGAAACGAGAUCUGCCCAAUAUGCCACCCGAGCGUGCAACAGGAUAUUGACCAUGACAUUUUAUCAGGCCACGGUGGAUACUUAAGUAGAAAGAUGCAUGGUUACGACACAGGAAUCGGCAGCACAACGACGCUGCUCAGUCCUCUCGGUUCACCUCAACCCGUUUGUCGCUCACAGGCUCGACAGCCUGGACACUUUUCACCAACAUAUCAAAGCCCAAGUGAUCUCAUGUCAACAGACAUUUACAAAUUGAAGGACAGGCCGCCCAGGUGCCCGUCUGCAUCAGGAAAAUCUGAAUCGCAUUACGCUAGCAUAUCGACUGCUUCCUUCGGCGUCGGUAUGAAGCCUUCCCAGCGGUCGGGACUUAAUAGCAGUAGUGAAAUUUCCUCCAGUGCCUGUGCAACACCUCCACAGAACCGAAGACGCCUCUUCAGUCCCAAAAACCUGCGAAGUCCAUUCGGUUACCGUAGAAGCAAUACUGCAACCGACAACUCGACGCUGUCUGGUUUAGCGUCUCUAUUGAAUCCGGCCACAUAUCAUCGGACCGCAACGGCAGGAACCAGCAAUUUACCCUCAUCGGCAUCGUCACCAGCAGCAACGACUUCCCCGACAACGGUCAACAAGAGACAACGGAACGCUAAUGAUAGCCAUAAAUUUCAUCGUCUGAGUUUGGGCAAAGCCUCGAUGGUUUUUGGCAAAAUUAAAUCCCUAUGGUCAGCGCAAGCGUCGACGGCCAACGCCGGACUGAAUCAAUUAGCAGACGAUGAAGGUGGCAACGUAAAACCGAUGCUACUCAACGGAAAAUCCAAAUCAUCGCAGGACGAGUUGCAAGUUCGACUCGGUUUCUUCCUGGAAAACAACCCUCGCCGAAAUAUGCGCGCACCGAUACAAUCCUGUAGUUCGCUAGCCUCAACCAACACCAGUCCGGUGUCGACCCUCACCGGAUCUUCGGAAGCCGAUGUUUCUCGUGCUCAACAAAUACAAGAACCAAACCACUACAAUACCGGCUGUGAUUCCAUAGGCUCAAUGAUGUCGGUAUCAAUAUCGGAGCAAAGCAAUGCAUCCUCGAGCCCCAUGAGUCGGAGGCACUCGGUUACUACAUCUCAAGGUGGCGGUAAUGUGGACGACCUAGCAUUGUUCAAAACCAGGAAAACUACUGUUAGAAGGUCGGCUCGAUCGGGUCAAAUCAAGGGGCCAAUUGAUCCGAAAAUCAGAUUUGCACAAUACCGUCAACAUCUACAACUUACGUUGAAACCAUUAUUCUUCGAAGUACCUACACAGGAACCGGAUCCGUUGUUUGUUGGACGUCAUUGGUUAGUACGCGAACUGGCCAAUGCUGUCCAGUCUACCGAUUCACCUGGUAUACUAUUGAGCGGUAACUUGGGAACUGGAAAAACAGCUCUUCUUCUGCAAUUGGUAGAAUACUCAUGUUUUGGACGUCGUAAAGAAAUGCCUAUCCAGGAGAACGAUGGAAUCUACUGCCAAAUCAACGUUGCACAUGACAGAUUGCGUAAUCUUGCUUCGCACGUGGUAGCAUACCACUUCUGCCAAGCGGACAACAAUUCAACCUGCCUUAUUCCGGAUUUCAUUCACUCUCUAGCGGCUCAACUCUGCCAGGCACCACAGCUGGCUGCCUACCAUGAGUUCCUACUCGGUGAACAAGCUCUUCAGAAUGUUCUUAGUGUAAAAGAAUGUAUUGCUGACCCUGAACGAGCCAUGAUCAUGGGUAUACUGGAACCAUUAUCCGCACUACGGAGGGUGGGAAAGAUACCCCCUAAGAACAGCGUUAUUCUGAUAGACGCAUUGUGCGAAGCAGAGUAUCACAGGCCAGAUCACGGUGAAACAAUUGCAUCGUUCCUGCAAAAGAUGGCAGAACAUUUCCCAUCGUGGUUGAAAGUAAUUGCUACAAUUCGGACGCAAAUGUUGGAAUUCACAAAGGGAUUGCCAUACACGAAGAUGAGUCUCGACAAUUGGAAUAGCAAUGAGGCGCUGCAAAAGGAUAUUCUCGAAUAUAUUACAUUCCGGAUCAAUCAGAGUUCCAGCAUUCAGCACAACAUUGCCGGAGGCAAAGAAAUUGUUAAUACAAGCCUACAUUUCAAAUUUGCUCAACAUUUGCUAAGUCUUACGAAAGGUUCCUUCCUGUAUGCCAAGCUGACGUUAGAUCUGAUCGAACGUGGUAGCUUGGUUAUCAAAUCGAGCAGCUUCAAGGUGCUUCCAGUUUCAUUGGCUCAAAUAUUCUUACUCAACUUUAAUCUGCGGUUCCCGACAACGACCGCCUAUGACAAGAUCUCCAGUAUUUUGAGCGUCUGUUUGGCUGCUCUCUAUCCGUUGACAUUGACCGAAUUGUUCUACUCGGUCAACGCCUUGAUAGUAGAAGGUGAAGGAGGGGAACAUAUCGAUUGGGAAGAAUUUAUGUGCAGAUUUAAAACAUUGACGGGAUUCCUGAUCAAGCGGAUAGACAAUACGUACAUGUUCUUUCAUCCUUCGUUCAGGGAAUGGUUGAUAAGGCGUGACGAUGGAGAAAGCACUAAGUUCACUUGUGAUCUCAGAAACGGUCAUGCUGGUAUAUCUCUGCGCUUAUCUCGCCUGCAAGCUCCAUUGGAUCCAGAGCAGGCCCUCGAGCUGGGUCACCAUAUACUGAAAGCACACCUUUACCGUGCAGCGCCUCAGCAUCAAUCACCAAGAGAUUUGCAAGCAUUUUGGGUCGCUUCUGUAACGUUGUGCGUUUCUUCUGCGUUGUGUACCCUUAGAAAUGUGUACAGUCCCAACAUUAAAGUAUCUAGACUGCUUCUGCUAGCAGGUGCUUCACCAGAUCACAUAACUAGCUUUUUGGGCAACGCCACCGUCCUAUGCAUAGCUGCCCAUGAAGGAAUAGUGCCAAUGGUUAGCCUCCUAUUGGAAUUUGGAGCCAACGUUGAGAAAACCAACAGCCAAGGUUGCACUCCACUGAUCCUAGCCUCGGCGAAGGGACACUGCGAUGUCGUUCGACAGCUUGUUGCCGCUGGUAGUGCUCUUGGUCAGACAGAUACGUCCCAGAGAUGUGCAUUGGUUCACGCCGCCAUCACUGGGAAGCUCAAGGUUGUUAAAUAUCUCGUGGCAUGCGAUUGGAACCCAAGACCGAAAAGUAACGACGUCACAUUAGAACAGGCAGCUCAACAAGCAUUGAUAGCUGCAUCAGGCCAAGGAAAUACCGAGAUUGUAGAGGAUUUCUUGGACAUGGGUGAAGUGCACGUGAACAGGUUGGACAUCAUUACCGGUGAAACGGCGCUAACAACGGCUUGCAUAAAUGGACACACGGAAACUGUGACAAUCCUUCUCAGUCGAGGAGCUGCGACUGAUGUUAGAAACCGAAAAGAGCAAUCGCCUCUGCUAAUUGCAGUUAAGGAAGGUCACUGGGCAAUAGUCGAGAGAUUAUUACAAAAUCAAACUGACGUCGAACAGACAGAUAGCAAUGGGAAAACAGCACUGAUGGUUGCAGCUGAAGAGGGACACGUUGGAAUAAUUGAAUUGCUACUCAAUAGAGGAGCAUUUCUCAGUACGUUAGAUAAGGAUGGCCUCAGUGCACUCAGCUGGGCAUGCCUUCGAGGAAAACAACAGGCUGCCAAAUGCUUAUUGGAAAGAAAUGCAGAUAAACAGCAUGCAGACAAUACCGGCAGAACCCCACUGGAUUUGGCUGCCUAUCAAGGAUCGGCAGCAUUAGUUCAAAUGCUACUAGAUCAUGGAGCACAGAUCGAACAUGUCGACAUCAAUGGAAUGAGACCCUUGGAUCGGGCUAUUGCAUGUCGUAAUGUUCAGGUGGUACAGGUUUUCCUGAAACGGGGAGCUAAGCUAGGGCCUGCUACUUGGGCCAUGGCCAAUGGGAAGUCCGAGAUAAUGCUCAUACUUUUGAACAAACUUCUAGAAGACGGAAACACCUUAUAUCGAAAAAACCGCCUGCAAGAAGCAUCUCAUCGCUAUCAGUAUGCUUUGAAGAAAAUACCUUCGGUUUCACAAGCUUCAAACACCAGCACAACUAAUGAUAAUGGCACAGAACAGUCACCUCUGUACUCAGCUGAUACUAACAACAACUCUGCUAAUCAUGCAACCUUCCAACAAUUAAAAUUCAAUUUUUUGCUCAAUUUGUCCCGCUGCAAGAGGAAAAUGAAUGAUGUUGCAGAAGCAAUCGAGCUAGCAACACAAGCAAUUGAAAUCAAACCAAAUGCCUACGAUGGAUACUACGCACGCUCGAAGGCGCGGAUGGAGUACGCAAACUAUGGAGAAGCUCUAAGGGACGCCGGCAUAGCUCUGACAAAGGCACAUUCAACAUCGUUGGAAAUACGCGAAACGCUCACCCGAUUACACAGUGACCUGCAGAAACGGCAUGUGCAGGCUAUGGCAGAAGCAGGAAAUUCGACAGUGUUAAGUGGAGCUGGGGAAAGCAGCACCAGAUCUAGUUCCGUGCAUAGCAGCCGAUCAAUCGCUGAGUGCAUGGACAUUAUUACAGAUUUGUAAUGUAUAAACGCAACUCGAUACUUAAAGCAGAAUAAGUUUAGUUUUACAAUUUAACAAUAAAAAAAAAACGUAAAACCGAAAAAAGACUAAUGCAAAUCAUCAUUCGCAAUGCAAUAAAACCCUUAGUGUGUUAACUUUCCUUAGGGUAAUCUUUUAAAUUUAGUUUUCAUUUUCAACAUUUCUACUUAAUAGCACUAAAAGUGCACAAUACUAUUGUAACGUAUAAUUCCUUUGAAAAAUGUUGUGCAACUUAUUCAAUCUAGCUUAAAAUCGACAGCCUUAACUUAACGAAGCGAAUGUUAUUCUAAAUUAUUUAUGAGUGAUCCAGGAACGUUAACUUGAAGCAUUUCUAGAAUUUGUUCUUAAUUCUAUUAGCCAUACAUGCAAUGUAGGUAUUGUACAUAACUUGAUGGGAUGUUGAAAGAAGACAUUUAAUACAUUUCAAACUAUUUAUCAUGCAUGUUCUAGGGCUUAGACAAAAGGUUUAUGUGGUUUCAAGCAUUCUUAGGAUAGAAUUAAAUUAUUUUGAGUGUAUAUAAAACAACAUUUCAUCAUUUCUGUACCCAAUUAAAUCGAGAAUAAAAUAAUGUAAAUUUUA